Diabrotica virgifera virgifera (western corn rootworm) is the source of this 1179-nucleotide messenger RNA. RefSeq lists its product as uncharacterized. The record is from RefSeq and is a predicted model, not a curated record. The transcript is spliced from 2 exons. Bases 391 to 1179 code for a protein of 262 amino acids. Lineage: Eukaryota; Metazoa; Arthropoda; Insecta; Coleoptera; Chrysomelidae.
UUUUUUUAUAAGUAAAUAGGCACUGUGAUCGGUAAAAAUGUAUAGCUUGUAAAUGAGCACACUAAUAGAUUUUAUGAUCAAUACGAAUACUUUUUAGAGCUAACAAAGAAAAUAUGGACUGUGAAACCUAUUCCACUAGUGACGCAAUUUUUCAGGAGUAAGUGAAAUUAUUUAGAAUAAUAAUAUAAUUAACUUAAUUGUAUUUAAACUGCAGGGUAACAAUGUACGAAACUUGUUCAUUGUGACUCUAAUUUAUCUGCCACACGUUUAUUUAGACUUGAUUUUAGGAAAACAUUCGGUCAAGGAAGACGCUUAAUUAAUAUCGAAUAUUUUUUUGAGCAUAUUUUAAAUGGAGAAAAACAUAAGCCAUUUGAUUGUUCAAUUAUCGAUAUGAAGCUGGUUGGCGAAAAAAGAACUGGCCUUUUCUCUGAAUUUUACCUAAAAUGCCAAAUGUGCAACUGCCUAAAAACAAUCACAUCAGAUAAAAAGUCUGAAAAUAAGGUAAAUAUUAAUUCAUCCAUUGUGUUGGGAUCCAUAUCUACUGGUAUUGGAUAUUCUCAGACAUCUGAACUGGCUGCAACUCUAGACCUACCAUUCAUGACGUUAAAGACUUAUAACAACUAUCACGAACAAGUUGCAGAGUUUAUUAGGGCAUCAGCAUGGCAAACGAUGGAACUGGCAGCCGCAGAAGAAAUAAAAAUGGCUAAAGAUGCUGGGAACGUUGACGAAAACGGCAUUCCAUGCAUAACCGUUGUUACAGAUGGAGCCUGGAGUAAAAGGUCGUAUAACGUUAAUUACGAUGCCAUGUCCGGAGUCGCUUGUAUUAUUGGAUACAAUACGGGUAAACUAUUAUUUCUUGGAGUCAGAAAUAAAUAUUGCUCCAUUUGUUCAUGGCAUGAGAGCAAAGAACAAGAAACUCCAACACAUAGAUGCUUUAAAAAUUGGACGGGCAGUUCAACAGCUAUGGAAACAGAUAUCAUAGCAGAGGGUUUCAGAAAUAGCCUUAAUCAAUAUGGUAUAAAAUAUUAUAAAAUGGUUGGUGAUGGUGAUUCCUCUGUAUAUAGGAAACUGUUAGAAAUAAGACCAUAUGGAAAUUGCUUGGUGCAGAAAAUUGAAUGCAAAAAUCAUAUUUUAAGAAAUUUUGCCAAAAAAAUACGAGAAAUCAGCAGUAAGUUUUAA